Messenger RNA from Gavialis gangeticus (Gharial), 1306 nucleotides. It is a transcript of the gene MORN3, whose product is annotated as MORN repeat containing 3. Bases 142 to 879 code for a protein of 245 amino acids. The record is from RefSeq and is a predicted model, not a curated record. NCBI's taxonomy places the organism in Eukaryota, Metazoa, Chordata, Crocodylia, Gavialidae. The transcript is spliced from 6 exons.
ACCCCAGCUGGAGCUUGCAGUACCGUACACAGACUCCAGCUCCUGCUGCUAUAAUGCUGUAGUUCUCCAGCCCUCCCUGGGCCAUUCCCUGCAGGACGGACAAACAGAUCAGCCUUGAACUGACUCUGAGCUAAGAACAACAUGCCCUUUGUAAAAUAUCCUAGGACUGCAGAGCCUCUCUGGAAUGAAUGGGACAGGAAAGCCCAGAAAAAUGGAUUAAGACACGCUAUUUAUGCUGUAAAUGGGGAUCACUAUACUGGGGAAUGGCUGGACAAUUUAAAACAUGGGAAAGGAACGCAGAUCUGGAAACGCACAGGAGCAAUAUAUAAUGGUGACUGGAAAUUUGGAAAACGAGAUGGAUAUGGAACAUACAGCAUUCCUGAUCCUGUAACUAAAGGAUAUAAGAAAGUGUAUUCAGGCUGGUGGAAAAAUGACAAAAAAUGUGGCUACGGAACUAGAUUUUAUUCAGACACCGAAUAUUAUGAAGGGGAAUGGAGCAAUGGGCAAAGAAGUGGUUGGGGUAGAAUGUACUACAAGGAUGGAUCCAUCUACGAAGGGCAAUGGCUGAAAGACCAGCACAGCGGGCAGGGAAUGCUUCGCCUAUCAAAUGAAAAUCGGUAUGAAGGAACCUGGAAAGAUGGAAAGAAACAUGGUCCAGGAAAGUUUUUCUACUUGGACAAAGGACAGUUGUUUGAAGGUUUCUGGGUUGCAGAUGUGCCAAAGUCUGGCACUAUGAUUGAUUGUGGCAGGGAAGCAGCUCCAGCUCCUACUUGGUAUCCAAUCCCAAAGAUUGAAUUGGCUAAUCCAGAUGGUGUUUUAGAAGAGGUCUGGGCAAUGUUUGAUGACAGCCAAGAAGAUCAAACGGAUGCUGGGAGAUGAGAAUGCAGUCCUUGGUUUCCUCAUUUGGAACAUUGUCCUAGGUCUGUAUAGCAGCAUAUUGGGCUGUGUUCUGUAAAGCAGAGAGAUCUGCAAGCUCACUCUGUUUCCAAACACUUUGCUAGCACCUCCAAACUGUCCGUGUGGACUUCUUUCUGUAUUCAUAUUUCCAAAUGAACUAUUUUGCUUGGGAGUUUGGAAGCUGAAGAGACCUUGUAGGAAGAAAUAAUCCUGCCCACAAAUAUACUGAAGUCAGUGGGUCUCUUUUGAAACAGGAAACCAACUUCUAGGCUGUUUUAAUGCCAUACAAUAUAGUCAAAUAGACUGAAAGCCAAGCACAUGCCCUUUACACUGUCUUCCAGUCGCAAGAAUUUGAGUCACGGCAGAAUCUUGGAAGAUGCCUAUUUUCUGUUCUUCAAGUCACAAACAC